UAGAGGUCUAUAGCAUACAGCUCAACAGUUGUAAUGCAAAAUAGAGUGAUGAACGUGUUGAUGAAAAGACAAAUGUAAUAAAUGACGUAUAUACAAUUGAAAAACUUACAAGCUAAUUCAUCAAUUUGCUAUUGAUUGAGGUUACUGAGAAAGAUUAUUGGUUCCUUGAAGUUUUUUCCAAAAAGAUUAUUCGUCUGCAUGAUUAUUUAGCCACUUUUUGAAGACUGAAAAUCUUUGGUUAAAGAAAAAGAAGAAUUCAUCAGGAUGAUUGAUGUCACAAAUGUAUUUGGCUUUGAACUCUUUCAAAAACUCUAUCAUGAUGAUAUCCAUAAAAAGGAAGACGUAAUAAUUCUAUUCAUGCAUUGGUAUUUGACAAAAUCUGGAUUUAGAUGCAUUGGCAUCGGAGAUGAUGCAACGUUUAAUGCAUCAGAAAAAGGUUCUGAAUUAAUUCCAACAGAAUGGAAUUCACGUCCCAGUUAUGCACUACGUUAUGUAAAAGAUGGAAAAUUACAUGUACUUCUUGGAGUCAAAUCAGAUACAGAUUUAUUAUUAAACUUCAUGAAGCACCAAGAUAAUUCUGUUUCUAACAUUUCGUUCCCUAUCGAGGAAACUGUAUCUGCAUUACAUGGACCUUUAGAGACUGUAAUACCAUCCUAUCAAACAAUUUUACAUAAUGUACAAAAAGAUUUUGUAAGUAUGAUAUGUUCUAACGAAGCAGGGACGCAAACAACCGUACUAAAUAGUCCUGGAAGUUCCUCUGGAACGAAUGAGGUUCCUCCUAUUGAUUCUCGAGCUGAUUCUCCAUCGUCUUCUGGUAAUCGAGCAUUAAAUCGUCAUAAUAGACCUGAAUAUGUGGACGUAGGAAGUAGAGAUCUUAAUCCAUUUGGAGAAGGCAGUGGUAUGAUAUUCGAUCCAUAUAGCCAGAGGCGUCGUCAAAUGCAACGUCCAAGGAUACCUUACCAGGACGUAAUAUCUGGAUUAUUGCCGCUAAAUGCGGUACCACCUGGUGCAAGAUUCGAUCCUUUUGGUCCACCUGAACCGGACCUAAUGAGACCACAUCGUCGUAGACCCGAUGAUGACCAUUUACCUCCUCCACAAUAUGAUGAUAUGUUUUUGUAAUAAGUUACAGAAAAUUAAAUUUGAUGAGAAUGAAGGUAUACAAGUAUAGACAGACAGUUUCUUUAUAUAUUAAAUGUCUAUAAUAUUAUGCCAUUUCACUAAUAUAUUUCUUCUACAAUAUGUAUUAUUAUAUUGUAAAGAA
Molecule: messenger RNA, 1261 nt
Organism: Trachymyrmex septentrionalis
Lineage: Eukaryota; Metazoa; Arthropoda; Insecta; Hymenoptera; Formicidae
Gene: PI31
Product: proteasome inhibitor PI31 subunit
Exons: 5
Coding region: 265-1119 (284 amino acids)
Biological process (GO): proteasome-mediated ubiquitin-dependent protein catabolic process
Molecular function (GO): proteasome binding; endopeptidase inhibitor activity
Source: RefSeq, a predicted model, not a curated record